CUGACACGACUUGGAAUGCCGGAUCCCAUUUCUCAAAGAUGUGCAUUGUUCAUAUUGCAAGGUUUACGUUCCUAUCCACACAUGAUGCUACGAAUCGAGACAUUCCCGCCAUUCAUUCAUACAAAGGUACAUCAAUCUUGGAGUUCCCAUGGGCCCGCUCUACCGGAGGCCCUCGGCAACUGCAUUGGAAUCGCGCAGAUGUUUGUUUCAAGAACUUCCGAGACAACCCCUUUCAUAUGGCGAACCAUACGCGAAGAACAGUAUCGGCUAUUGAAACAAAUCGAUAAGUUCACGAAUUUGGAAUUGCUAGCUGCCAUCCAAGCCUUCACGAUGUACGUGAUUAUGCGGAUCACGGACGAGGAAGCCGAGCACGCCGAAGAAGAUUUUGCGACGCUUCGAUCCUUCCAAGCUUUGUGUCUGCGUUACUGCGAGAACUCCGGUGGCCCAAUAUGUAGACACGAACUGCAUUAUCCCAGCUCCAGCUGGGCGGAGUGGGUGGUUGCAGAGUCCCUUCGUCGCGUUGCGGUGGUUUGGUUCCUCUUCGACCGCAUCGUCUGCAUCAGAACAGGCACUCUAUGCGAGAUUACUGGAGACUUCCGAGCGCUACCCUUGCCCUCUUCUAAGAUAUUGUGGGAGGCGGAAAACGAAGGAGUGUGGCGUUCGGAGCAGAAUCACGGUAAAUCGACGACGAAUAAUGGAUUUCUCUCUUUUGGCGACCUAAUUGAUGCGCAAAGAAGAACGCAGCACGCUGAAAGCGUACGAAAGCUUGAUGCAUGGACUUCAAGAGUUGAUGGGCUGAGUACGCUGCUCGCAAUCGCUACCGUCAUGGUCUGAAAGCGCUAGACUCAUCUUCAGAUCAAAUUCAAAGCAAACAGGGUUCUGCGGGACAUUCGUCCGCCUCGGAGUUGAUUUUUGAAAAGAGAAACAUCGUAGAUUUCGAGCGCAUGGACAGAAUACCAAGGCUUGAAUUACAAUGCGGAAGAGUUGGAACAAAAUAGCGGGCCAAUUUACAUUCUCCAAUCUGAGUAAGCAGAGAAGAUUUUCCAGAUCGGGGCCAUGAGUACG
This is a messenger RNA of Mytilinidion resinicola, 1065 nucleotides long. RefSeq lists its product as uncharacterized. Gene Ontology annotation, molecular function: DNA binding; zinc ion binding. The record is from RefSeq and is a predicted model, not a curated record. Gene Ontology annotation, biological process: DNA-templated transcription. Lineage: Eukaryota; Fungi; Ascomycota; Dothideomycetes; Mytilinidiales; Mytilinidiaceae. The transcript has a single exon. Bases 16 to 834 code for a protein of 272 amino acids.